Molecule: messenger RNA, 1342 nt
Organism: Telopea speciosissima
Lineage: Eukaryota; Viridiplantae; Streptophyta; Magnoliopsida; Proteales; Proteaceae
Product: lysine histidine transporter-like 6
Exons: 10
Coding region: 12-1322 (436 amino acids)
Cellular component (GO): plasma membrane
Source: RefSeq, a predicted model, not a curated record
GUUGCAGAGAGAUGGUUUCAUCAACAACUCCUUCAAAGGAAGUAAGUUAUGAGGAAGAAUGGCAGAAAGAAGGUCCCCCUCGUCGCGCCAAGUGGUGGUACUCAACUUUCCAUACUGUCACAGCCAUGGUUGGUGCAGGUGUUCUUAGCUUGCCUUAUGCCAUGGCCUACUUAGGAUGGGGACCAGGAACAAUAGUACUAAUAUUAUCAUGGUGCAUCACCUUAUACACAAUAUGGCAGAUGAUACAACUACAUGAAUGUGUUCCGGGAACUCGAUUCGAUCGAUACCAUGAACUCAGUCGACAUGCUUUCGGUCCUAAACUUGGUCCAUGGAUUGUUCUUCCACAGCAACUCAUAGUUCAAGUAGGGUGUGACAUUGUGUAUAUGGUCACUGGGGGAAAAUGCUUAAAGAAGUUCAUGGAGAUUGCUUGCACUAAUUGUACUAGACUUAGACAAUCUUACUGGAUUUGCAUCUUUGGUUCCAUCCAUUUCCUAUUAUCUCAACUCCCUAAUUUUAAUUCCGUCGCCGGAGUUUCCUUAGCCGCCGCCGUCAUGUCACUGAGUUAUUCUACAAUAUCUUGGGUUGGUUGUUUAAUGAGAAAACCAAUAGAGAAUGUGAGCUAUGGAUACAAGAAUACCAAUCCUGUUGAUUAUAUGUUUCGUGUGUUUAAUGCACUGGGACAGAUCUCAUUUGCAUUUGCAGGUCAUGCUGUUGUUCUUGAGAUUCAAGCAACAAUUCCUUCUACACCUGAGAAACCAUCAAAGAUUCCAAUGUGGAGGGGUGCAGUUUUGGCUUAUUUUAUUACAGCAAUUUGCUAUUUCCCCACAGCUCUUAUUGGUUAUUAUACUUUUGGAAGAGAUGUUGAAGAUAAUCUACUAAUUGCCCUUAGGCAGCCAGAGUGGCUAAUUGCUUCUGCUAAUUUGAUGGUGGUCAUUCAUGUUAUUGGUAGCUACCAGGUCUAUGCCAUGCCAGUGUUCGACAUACUUGAAAAGACAAUAAUGAAAGAAUUCCACUUCCCUCCGGGAGUUGCACUCCGACUCGUUAUUCGAACCAUUUAUGUUGCUUUCACUCUAUUUGUUGGUGUAACCUUCCCUUUCUUUGGUGAUCUUCUUGGUUUCUUUGGAGGAUUCGGUUUUGCUCCCACAACUUAUUUUCUUCCAUGCGUUAUGUGGCUGGCCAUCAAGAAACCUAAGAGAUUCAGUGUUUCAUGGCUAAUGAAUUGGGGUUGCAUAAUUUUGGGUAUGUUCAUCAUGUUUGCAUCUACAAUUGGUGGACUGAGGAAUAUAAUCAUUGAUUCCUCCUCAUAUCGCUUCUACUCAUGAAUAAUAAUAACAGCUAUUUA